Molecule: messenger RNA, 1128 nt
Organism: Planococcus citri (citrus mealybug)
Lineage: Eukaryota; Metazoa; Arthropoda; Insecta; Hemiptera; Pseudococcidae
Product: keratin-associated protein 6-2-like
Exons: 3
Coding region: 117-866 (249 amino acids)
Source: RefSeq, a predicted model, not a curated record
CGUCAUUUACUCAUUACAGGCAUAUAUAGAACUUGCAUCGUUCAAAUUAUCAGUCAUUACAAAAAAAGUUCACGUGCGUUUUAGUGCAGUGUUGGAAUUAUUCAGUUUCGGUCAACAUGGGUGUUUUAAAGGCUCAAGCUUUGAUCGCAUUAUUGUGCGCAUCGACGUUCUUAGUAAAUGCUGAAGAAUUAAAAAACACCGCCGAAUCGAAAGAUGCCCAGAAAAGAUCGACAGCCAAAGCCGAAAAACAAAAUGAUUUAGUACCAGAAGCUUCGUCGAGAUACGGCGGAUAUGGUGGCUACAACAAUGGAUAUGGAAAUUCGUAUGGUUACAACGGAUACGGAUCAGGCUACGGAAACGGUUACAAUAAUAAUUAUGGAAGUGGCUACGGAAGUUACGGAUCAGGCUAUGGAUCAGGAGGCUACGGAUCAGGAGGCUACGGAUCAGGCUACGGAUCAGGUUACCAAUCAGGAUACGGAGGCUAUGGCAAUUACGGCAGCGGCUAUGGAAACAACUACGGAGCUUAUGGUAGUGGUUUAAGUUCAUAUUAUGGAAAAAGGCCAGGUUAUGGUAGCGGUUACGGAGAUUACGAUAGCGACGGAUACGGUUAUAACAGUUAUAACCAAGGAUCGUACUACAACAAAUACGGUGGUAAAUACCCAUACUCCGGCUACGGUGGAGGAUACAAUAAUUAUAACUCGUAUCCAGGAUACAAUCAAUAUUAUGGAAAUGAAUAUUAUGGUGGAAGUUACGAUUAUCCAUCAGGUGGAUACAGACAGGGUUAUGGUGGUUAUGAUGGUUAUGGUCAAAAUGGUUACAAUAAAUAUCGUGGAAACGGAUACGGUUUAUACAAAGGUUACAAAUAAACCCGUCUCAAUUAUGUUCAUGUUUUUGUUCUUGUUUCGAUUUUUUUGUAUAAAAUAUAGUUUUUGUAAAUGAAAAAAAAAUCCAAAAAUACGCUUGUUUCUCAAAAUUAUUACAAAUUAUUUAUUUAUUUUUAUCUGCCUUAUUUUUAAUUUAUAAAGACCGAUGAUUCCUACGUUUUAAUUUUAUUUUGUUUUUAUAUUUUUCGUAAUUUUUCAUCAACUUUUUUUUUGCAUGGAUAUUUAAUAAAGAGUUUUUUCAAUA